Actinia tenebrosa (Australian red waratah sea anemone) is the source of this 2808-nucleotide messenger RNA. RefSeq names its product octopamine receptor beta-1R-like. NCBI's taxonomy places the organism in Eukaryota, Metazoa, Cnidaria, Anthozoa, Actiniaria, Actiniidae. Gene Ontology annotation, cellular component: membrane. Gene Ontology annotation, molecular function: G protein-coupled receptor activity. Gene Ontology annotation, biological process: G protein-coupled receptor signaling pathway. The record is from RefSeq and is a predicted model, not a curated record.
UAAAAAAAAACAAAAAAAACCCACAUGACAAACAACUCAUGUGUGGUUUUAGAAAUCGACUCUUCAAAAUGUUUACGAACCACACAAUUUUUCUUCCUACACAAGAAAUAAUAUCUUUCUAAGGCAGGCGAUCUUUAUUCCAUACAUUCAGACACCGAAUAGAGCUUGUUUAAUGAUAAAUUUUUGAUUAAUUAACCUUCUUUAUGUAAUAUAUAUAGAUAUGCUUCCGUUGUCAAAUUCAUGGACGUGACUACUGGGGUGAUCGAAUCCCUUGAAAGACAAUGAUUGGAAGAAUAAGACCGUUCCAAGCUUGGUUUUUUGUAAUUGGACAAUAUUUUCUAGCAACCUUAUACCGCCUACCUUAUGCAAAUUUGAAGAUUUAAAGGUGUGCGAUCGCAAUAAAGAAUUCUCACUUUUCAACGUCCAGGUGGAGUAAACAAUACCUCAACAAUAACUAGAAACCCAUCGUUUAGCAUUUUACUUAUCUAAUGUUUAUCAAAAUUCUUCAAGACUUAAAUCGGUGAUGUCUAUUCAUUGGUUCGUUCUCCUGCCUUGAAGAAACCAGCUUGGGCUAAAACAAUUAUUAACUCAGACCAGAGGAGAGAAUCUCUCUCUCUCUCUCUCUCUCUCUCUCGAGAGAAUCCGAGGAAUGUGGAAAAGCUAAUAAGCGAAAAAAGAUCAUUUAUUAAUUUCAAAUAAACGUUCUAGACGAAGAAACUCGGCGUAUGUGGCAGACGUUUGAGGACAUAUCAAGACGUUCUUGUUGAAGUGAAAAAAAGACUUGCUAAACUUGGAUUUGAACUUGGAAACCACAGAAGUAGUGAAGAUUGAAAUGGCUUCUCGUCAUGCAAGUAGUGCCAAUAUGUCCAAGAUAUCUUCCACUAACAUUUCAGAAUCUUCUCUUUACUCCAAGGAGCUUGUCAUAAUUCUCAGUAUUUAUGAAAUAAUUAUAAUAAUAUUUUGUCUCAUAGGCUACGCUCUGAUUAUAUUCGCAAUGGUAUUUAACUCCAAACUUCGAAGUAUUUGCAACUUUUUUAUACUAAGCAUGGGUCUGGCUGACGGGCUGAUCGCAACGAUAAUAAUUCCUGUAAGCCAAGGAGUCAUGCUUCAAACCUUGCACUACCAUUCGGUUGGUGCCUGUGAGUUCGUGAGCAACUUAAACUUGAUAACGGUGAUCGCUGUCGCUCUAAACUUGUGCGCCUGUAGUUUAGAACGUUUUUUCGUAAUAGCCUUUCCAUUCAGACACCAGGAGUUCCUAACAAGAAAAAGAGCGCUGUCGAUAAUUGUAGCGAUUUGGUUUUACGCGUUGAUCGUAGGACUUUUGCCUCAAUUUGGUUGGUCAGGAGGCAAAACUCUCAUCAUACGAGGACAGUGUGUGCGACCAUUGGACAAGAAUUACCUAAUUUUCAACACAGUUUUACACUUUUGCUUGCCUGCUGUUUUAAUGAUAAUCACGAACGGACUCGUCUAUCGGAUUGCUUCCAAUCAAGCCAAACGAAUUUACAGAAUUCGAGCUAGUGCAAAUCAGGCGUCUUUCCGUUAUCAGUCAAAUCCAAGAGAGCAGUCUUCUAUCGAAGUAUUUAGAAUUAACUAUAGAGCAGCAAAGAGGAUCUCGAUAAUUGUAGGUGCGUAUCUUAUCUGCUGGGUCCCUCAGAUGGCAACGUUAUUGCUCUCUAUCAAGAUUGGCUUCAGCUCGAUCCCUACAAUUGUGUUUUUUAUUACGAUACCACUACAGUAUACAAGCUCGGCCGUCAAUCCUUGCAUAUUCUGCUUGUUAAAUAAAGAAAUAAGAAAAACUUUAAUUAGAGAACUUAAAGCAAGAUUUCCAAUCUGGGUGCCUCACUCGAACGAACGACCCAAUGCAAGCGAGACGGCUUUACGAGAAGACAGCCGUGGUUUCAGUGUUUCUCCACGACUAUUUGCUCAAGUAACAAUCGAACAUUCUGAAUCUGCUUGCUAUCAACAGCAAAAUUCAUAAGAACUAAAAACAAAAAUAUUGAUAGAAAUUAGAAAAAGCUGAUAGAAAUUUCUAAAAUAAAAUAAAAUAAUAAUAAUAAAAAAAGUUUUCACCGGAUUUUGACACGUAAAAACUAGCUCAAUAUGACAAAGGCCACCUUUCGUAUUCGCCAAGCAAUGCAAGAAACAAAAAAGCAAUUUAGGACUAAAUUCUUCAAUUAUUAUAAAUAUUGUUAGAAAUAUAUAUUAGAUGCAGCUUCAAUACUUCAGUUUUCGAGUGAAAUUUAUUAAACAAGUGAAAAACAUGAAUAAAUUGUGCGAUGUAAUUAUGGCAGUCUGUGUAGGUGCUGUAUUUGCAUGGCGCUUUUGUUUUCUUCUUGAUAAUAUACCUUUGACUUAAAAAGCGAAAAACAUCGUACUCACAACUGAACUUUAACAUGUUUUUAACGUGUUAAAUACUAUACUAGUUAAAACCAAAGUCUUAUCUCAAAAUCUUAUCUCCAAUAUAGGUAGUUUUAUUUAUCUCAUAGCAACCAUUUAUGAAGUCCAUUUUCAACAUGGAUGUAUAAAGUUGCGAAUUGAAUUAAAAAGCCUAGGUUGGUUUUAAAAUUUGAAUAACUUUGGUAUGAGCUAAAAUUUUGGUUUCAGCUGGGAAUUGCCGGCGAACUUACUUCAACAAAUGCGUCAAAACUUUUUAUUUCAUUUAACGAUGAAAUAUUUCUUGAAAAAAAUAUUAAAAAUUCUUACGUAAAAUUUAAUAACAAUUGGCGCUAAGUGCUUUGUCAUCGAAUAACAAUACACUUGGCUGUAUAUUAUAUAUAGUAUUAAUUCAAAUAUUGCAUGUAGUAUUGA